Molecule: messenger RNA, 875 nt
Organism: Polyodon spathula (Mississippi paddlefish)
Lineage: Eukaryota; Metazoa; Chordata; Actinopteri; Acipenseriformes; Polyodontidae
Product: histone H2B 3-like
Exons: 1
Coding region: 320-697 (125 amino acids)
Cellular component (GO): nucleosome
Molecular function (GO): DNA binding; structural constituent of chromatin; protein heterodimerization activity
Source: RefSeq, a predicted model, not a curated record
AAAAAAAAAUUUAAUAAAUGAAAAACAAGACUUAAACUAACCGUUCUAGAAAAAAAGGUACCGAAUUCAAAACCUGACCUGGAAAGAAGAAAAUAAAAAAAACUUGUCUCCCGGCAAAGUGACCACCCCCCUCUAUUACGUUUCCAGUGCACAACCUAUCACAUUGAAUUUUCCGUCAUCAGAUAACGUUUAUUGGCUUAUAGUUGAACAUUCUCAAUCCAAAGGAUAGUUGAAUAAUAAUUUGCAUACAAGCUGUAUAAAUACUGGGGCUCUGCGGCUGGUUACACAUUCAUUUUUGAAGUAUAUCAGCGGAGGAAACAUGCCAGAACCGAAAGCUGCACCAGCGCCGAAGAAAGGCUCCAAGAAGGCUGUUGCCAAAACACAGCCUAAGGCAGGAAAGAAGCGCAGAAAGACUAGAAAGGAGAGCUACGCUAUCUACGUGUACAAAGUGCUGAAGCAGGUCCACCCCGACACCGGCAUCUCUUCCAAGGCGAUGGGCAUCAUGAACUCCUUCGUCAACGAUAUUUUCGAGCGCAUCGCCGGGGAGUCGUGCCGCUUGGCUCACUACAACAAGCGCUCCACCAUCACUUCCCGGGAGAUUCAGACAGCCGUGCGCCUCCUGCUGCCCGGAGAGCUGGCCAAGCACGCCGUGUCUGAGGGCACCAAGGCCGUCACCAAGUACACCAGCUCCAAGUAAACCGAGACCGUCCCUGCUCCGUCUUUACAACACAAAGGCUCUUUUAAGAGCCACCUAAAAUAUCAAAAAGAGUUCAAUUUCUGUUCGUCGCACUUUUGAGGUUUUAAUGUUUGCAAAGGUACGUUUUUAUUUGAUUUGUUUAUUUUUAAGUUGUAAGUGGCCUUUUUAAAAAUGUACU